This is a messenger RNA of Malus domestica (apple), 2657 nucleotides long. Its product is annotated as carbon catabolite repressor protein 4 homolog 1-like. The record is from RefSeq and is a predicted model, not a curated record. Gene Ontology annotation, molecular function: poly(A)-specific ribonuclease activity. Gene Ontology annotation, cellular component: CCR4-NOT complex; cytoplasm; nucleus. Gene Ontology annotation, biological process: nuclear-transcribed mRNA poly(A) tail shortening. Lineage: Eukaryota; Viridiplantae; Streptophyta; Magnoliopsida; Rosales; Rosaceae.
GGACUGAAUACUUCCCCGUCUCAUCUUUUCCUAAACGCACCUGAAUAUACUUCCUCGUCUGAUCUCCAUCCGAGUCAACGCCGAAGGGAAAUUGCGACUGAAAUGCUGGGCCGUCGAUUAUUGACUUCAGACAGGCCUUUUUGCCUUUCUCUCUCAUCCUUUUUCCCUCUCUAUCUAAUUUUAAAAAGCUACAACUUUUGGCUUCUGGGUAUUCAAGGGAAGAAGAAGAACAAGAACAAAGAGGAGGAGGAAGAAAUAGCUGCUGGACUUGCUUCUUCAUCAUCUUCUUCCUUUUGUCUCCAAGCUGUUUCAACGUCGGCGAGGUAUCAGGGAGGAAGAACAGCGAGAUUUAGGUAGGCGGAGACUCAUGGCAGCGGCCAUGGUCUGCGUUCAGUGGCUUGCUGGUCGACGUCGCCGACGAGUUUUUUCACGGUUAAGAGCAAAAGAGGAAGUUUUUAGUCUUAGUAGAUUAGUAAUUUCAUAUCAACUUUUGUUUAUAAUUAUCAUAAACUUAGAAAAGUGGCUAUAAUUCUAUAUGGGUUUCAAAUUUUAGUUAUUUUUUCCAAAUUGUCCAUCACAAAGCUUCAAUAUUUGUCUUCAAAAAGAUAAAAAAAACCCAUUUCCCCAAAACCCCCCUCCCAUUCCCCACCAAAAUCCCAUUUUUGCUGGUAAUGCCAUUUGGGUUUCAAUGGCUCAAGAAUCUGGGUCGUCUGAGUCCCCUAAAUGGAGACUCGAUCUAGAUUUUCCUUCGAAGACUCCUGUGUUCGGCUGCAGAUUCCAGCCCUACAUUCGCAUGCAAAUAAUCGACAACUCCUUUGAAUUCCCGUGUCACGAGUAUUCUUUCACAUGGUACCAAGAGGAUGUUUGCUUGUCUUCCAAUCAAGAGAAGAUUCGCUGUUUUGUCCACCAUGAUGAGAUGGCCACAAUUCAGUGUACAGUUUGUGCAAGUCAAAGUCGACUUGGCAAGAUAAGUUAUUAUUGCUCCAUAAGUUGUUAUAAGGCUGCCUGGGACAAGCACAAGGUGCACCAUCAUUUGGCAGCUCCCAAUCCUGAUCCACAAGCAGUGAACAUUAUCAAGAGUUUUGGGCCUUAUGGCUCUUAUCCUGAUUUACCUUACUAUCAGUAUGAUGGUUCACAACCUGAUGUGACGGUGGAAGAAGAUGGGAAAACUUGGAUUCAGGUGGGAUCUUCAGAAUAUUAUGUACCCACAGAAAAUGAUAUUGGAUUUUGUCUGAGGCUAAAAUUUGAAGUUAUUGAUUCUUCAACGCGCACACAAUUGUGCCCAGCAAGAAUCAAAGUGACAGAUCCUGUGAUUUAUCCUCUUCCUCAUCCACCGCGUUGUACAAUGUGGAACUCUUGCAGCGGUGACCUCAAAGAACAAUGUUCUAAUGAUGUAACCUUUAGGGUGCUGUCCUAUAAUAUCCUCGCUGAUUAUCUUGCUACUAGUGGUAGUAACCGGCACUCCUACUGCCUAGAUUGGGCUCUUUCAUGGGAAUAUCGUCAGCAAAAUUUACUUUAUGAGAUCAUUGCAUAUGAUGCAGAUAUCCUAUGUCUUCAAGAGGUACAGAAUGAUCAUUUUGAGAAUUUCCUCAGACCUGAGUUGGCAAAAUAUGGAUACUCGGCUAUAUACAAGAAGAAAAAGAUCGAGAUGUUUACAUGUAAGUCCCAGCAGACAACUGAUGGAUGCGCUACGUUUUACCGCAGUCAACGAUUCAAAGAAAUCGCAACAUAUGAGCUUGAGUUUAAUAAUUCAGCAAAGCCCUUUGUAGAUUCAUUGGAUGGUAAACAGAAAAGUGAAGCUUACCGGCUGCUGAAGGGCAAUGUUGCACUUCUUGUUAUAUUAGAAAUGGUGGAAAAUGAGGGCUCCUCUGAUGGCAAUCGACCUAGAAUUUGUGUGUCAAAUACCCAUUUACAUGCAAAUGGAAAAGAUCCAGACAUAAAAUUGUUGCAGGUUGUAACCCUCAUCCAUGCACUCGAGAAAAUUGCCCAGUUGAAGAUUCCCCUACUGAUUUGUGCAGAUUUGAACUCUCUGCCUCAGAGUGAUCCUUAUACGUUCAUAAGCAAGGGCAGAGUUGAGAUUCUUCCCAGCAAGGAAACUGAUCAAUCGGGCAUAUUGCAGACACUCAAGCUUUCUCAUUCAUUGAAUCUAGUAAGUGCAUAUGCAACUUUUUUUCAUUCCGAUGGGGUCGAGGAUCACCAACGUGAGAAGCUGGAUCCUGAAACCAAGGAGGCUUUGUUCACCUACUUCACACCAUCCUUCUUUGGAACUAUAGAUUAUAUAUUCUACACAGCUGCUAGUUUGAGGCUUGACAGUGUAUUGGAGCUUCUUGACAAAGAAGGCCUCCUUCCAUCCGCUAAAUGGUCAUCAGACCAUAUUGCCCUCAUGGCAAGUUUUUCUCUUGAGGCAAGCGCUUACAAUUGGAGCUCAGAAUCUCUUACGGAGAGCCUAGGGCAGCACCCAACAUUUGCACAAUAAUAAGCUUUUACAGAAUGUGAUAGGGUUUUUCCACCUGCGCAAAUAUGGUUGCAAUCGCACAAAAAUACUUGCAAGAGUACAAGGUAAUUGUAGUAUAAACGCUCAAGCAAGGUUUUCUUCCACAGAAAUUUUGUAAUUUCCUAAUCCUUAAUUAAGUAUUUAAAACAGAUUUUUAGAAAAA